Molecule: messenger RNA, 494 nt
Organism: Carcharodon carcharias (great white shark)
Lineage: Eukaryota; Metazoa; Chordata; Chondrichthyes; Lamniformes; Lamnidae
Gene: spcs1
Product: signal peptidase complex subunit 1
Exons: 4
Coding region: 123-422 (99 amino acids)
Biological process (GO): protein targeting to ER
Cellular component (GO): signal peptidase complex; endoplasmic reticulum membrane
Source: RefSeq, a predicted model, not a curated record
GAACGGUCCUACGAAAAGUGAUUGCGUACCCUUCGGGCAACAGUGUGGGCGAACCUUCUGGAAGGAGCAGUACAGCUGGGAGGGAGUAGGCUGGACAGGGACGGUAAAUUGCAGCUUCGGAAAUGCUUUCCCACCUAAAGUCGUUCCCUACCCAUAUGGACUACAAAGGACAACAAUUAGCAGAGCAAACCUUUCAACGAGUAAUUGUUGCAUCUGCUAUUAUUGGCUUCAUAUAUGGUUACAUGAUUGAGCAGUUUGGAUGGACUGUUUACAUUGUUCUGGCUGGUUUUGUCAUUUCAUGCUUGCUAACCCUCCCGCCGUGGCCUAUGUACCGUAACCACCCAUUGAAUUGGCAGCCAGAGCUACAGACUGAGGAGAAAAAGCAAACUGAAUGUGUCAAGAAGCCAAAAAAGCAUAAAUAAUGUCAAAUUAUUCUGUAUACAGCCACAUGCCAAUUUUUAUUUCAUGACUUAAUAAACAUUGCUGAAUCAGAA